CAGAUCGUUGCUGUUGUUUUUGGAGUAUGCUGCUUGCAUGGAUGAUGCUUUGUUGAAACCAGUUAAGGUAAAAUGCUCCGUAAAAAUUGGUUCUCCAUGGGUGUGGGAUGAUGAGUGGCAGGAUUAUGUAGAGAAGACGCCUGACGUCACUGCUGUUGGCAGCCUUGUGGAAGUGAAAGAUCCAAGAGCAUUGAGAGCUAGGGAAUUCCGAGCAGACAUGGUCCAUGGCCCGGAUUCUACCAACGAGGAUAUCACAAUGUGUGACCUGGCUCCUGCUCUGGAGGCAGUCUUGAAUGGAACAGACUCCCUUCUCCUUGUUGCCGGAGUUGAGAAUGGUGGGCAGGCAGAGCUGAUGGAUGGAGGAGAAGGUCUAGCAGCUGCGGCUGUGUGGCAGCUUGCUCAUGAACUUCAUGAAAGACAGGCCAAUCAUCGCACCAACGGUGCUGUGGGGUACACCUAUCACAUGAGGCUUCAAUCAUUUCAGCUUGCGGGCGAUACUAUUCUAGAUCUCCUCACCGAUUCACUUGAAGCAGCUCGACUCGUGGAGCUUCCAGUGGGAGUCGUUGCUGAAGGUGUUCGCACAGCUAGCGCAACGUCUGCAGAUGAGUUUAUGAAAUAUGUGGAGGGGGCUCAGAGGCGGCGAGACCCUUCAACUCGCCAGCACAGCAGCACUUUCUACAUCAUAGAUGUCACACAGGCAGACUACCACGAGGGAUGGGGCCUUCAUGGACAAUUUAUGCUGGUAGAAUCUGCGGUUAUGGACUGCUUGGCAGAGGAUAAAGGACUUGUACAGCUUCGCGAAGGGUAUGACCGCUACCGCGGAGUGUACCAUAUGCGAAGUUUGGUGAAGUCAUGGAAAAAGUUAUCGGAGACUGAAGUCGGAGUGAACGGCUCUUCGUUGACAUGGCUCCUCCGGGAACUCUUUACUGGUGGCAGUGUCGAAGCACAUGUGCUUUUCUAUUUGGGGCAAGGAACGCCUGCAGUGAGCAUUGCAUUGAUGGAGUUGAUGGAGGACUUCAACAAGGUUCAAACCAACCCGGUUACUCAUGACCAUCGUGUAACUGGGUGGGCGCGUGCAAUGCGGGCGGAGCGGUUGUCCUUGAAGCAGGCAGAGAGAAGUGGUGUGGACAAAGAUACCCGCAGUCUUAUUCAUGAGCUGGAAAAGCGCCUGGCAACUGCGGAAAGGGUGAAGGAAGAAGCCCAAAGAGUUGCAGACGCUCGGCAAGAGAGAGCCCACGCCUUUCAAGACAGGUAUGUCACCGCUCUGGAAAAUCAGGAGUCAAUGAACGAAAAGCUGAUUGAAGCAGAAGAAGAACAGCUCAAAGCUAUGCAAUCUCUCGUUGAAGCACAAAUGGAGGCUUCUGAAGUCAGGGAUGAAUGCAGUGAGAUGCAAUACAUGGAUAAUGUGCUUUUGAUGAUGCUCGAGCAAGAAGUGGCCGACUUAAAGGAAGCUGCCGAGGAACAAAUGGGCGUUCAGGCCAAGAGCUUGGAAGAAGUGGAAACCUCCGUGGAGGACCUGCGCGCUCGCAACGACGCGCUCUCAGAGGCCAAGCUCCAAGUCGAGAGCCAAAAGAACAUUGAGCGAGGUGAUCUGGAAAAUCGCAUUCGUGAACUGCAGCUACAGCUUCGGGAGGGUCAUUUGGCAGAGAGCGUUCAACAUGUUGAGGAGAAACGCAAAAUAGAAGAGAGCAAGAAAGAAGAGGUGGAAAGACUGAGGCAAGUGAUGGAAGACGAGCGAAGUCGUGCUCGUCAAGUCAUUGAUGAUGGAGAACUCGCUGUGCGGCGUCAAAUCCAGAAAGAGAAGGAGGAGAUUCAGAAUGAGUUGAUGGAGGAGCGACAACGUAUGGAGGCCACCAAAGAGCAGCACCAAAGGGAAGCUGAAGCAGCUCUUGAAGAAGCGAAAAGGAAUGCUGAAGAAGAAGCACAAGAGGUGCAGCGAUUGCGCCGAGAAGAUCAGGAGCUACGGGAAGGGCUGACGGAUGAGCAGCAAGCAGAGCGCCGAGCACGACAGCAGCACCAAGCAGCGAUGGAGGAUUUACAAAGUGCUCGUCGAGAUUUUCAUAAGCAACUCUUGCAGAUAGCCGAGAGUCCGCCAGACGGUCCUGAUGCACCAGCUCGAAAUGCUGCUGUGGACAAGCUGCGAGGACAACUUACAGCUGCUGGUCAAAGAGAGCUGGAGUUUCAAGGUCAACUGGAUGCGGCACAAGACAAAGUUGUAGACCUGCAAAGGAACCUUCGGCGAGUUUGUCGGGCCGCGUUAGAUUGGGCACCUGUAAACGCUGAUGACCAACGUGCGCGGAUUGAAAUGGCCUUGGAAUCUGCUGGAGGAGAUGAUUUGUCACAAAAGCCGCUUGUGAUUGGACUUAGUCGUGCACAAGAGCUGCAGAAGGAGCUCAAUUCUCUUCAAGAUCAGUUAGUUCGUCAACGUCAGGAAGUCACUCUCCUGCGAGGACAACAUGAGAGCGAGAUCCAAAGACGUGAAGAGGAGAAGGUUAACUUGCAGGUUGCCUUGGGGCAGGCGGAGGCAGCUCUACACCAGAGCCAAGCUACUCUUCAAGAUGCCCGGGCGAAAGCGGUGGCAGCCGAAGAUGCGCUAGCCAGUGCAGAAACAAAAGCAUCAAGCGCAAGUGGAGAACGAGGGCGUUUGUCCCAGAUUCAGGAUCGUCUGCUUGAGGAGGUCCAGUCCUUGCGCAAUGCGCCUCAGUUUGCAGCACAUGUGCCUGCCAAUGCAGAUCUACAAGAACAGAACCGGUCUUUGCAGGCCCGUGUGGCCUUUCUUGAGCAGCAGAGCCCUCCAGACAAGCGGGCACAGGCUCAACGCCUGGCCUUUCUUGAAAAGAGUGUCCGCAGCCUGGAAGCAGAGAGGUCAGAGCUGCUUGUUCGGGCAACAGUGGCUGAAGAGCAGCUCAAGCAGCUGCAAAAGCAUUUGAAGGAGAUGAUGGAAGAUUACCAGAUGCAGAUAAUGAACUUGAAGCUGAAAGUGAAAGGAUAACAUGAAGCUAGCAGCAGACAACAAUUCCUGACGCCUAUGUCCGAAUGAAAGAGAUACUUCGCUUUGC
Durusdinium trenchii is the source of this 3059-nucleotide messenger RNA. NCBI's taxonomy places the organism in Eukaryota, Dinophyceae, Suessiales, Symbiodiniaceae. The record is from the annotation of a GenBank genome assembly.